AUGAAAUUAAUGAAAAACAAGAAUGCAAAGCGGAUGCGUGGUAGAUCAUGGCCAUUGUAUGAUGAUUGGGUGCUUAUCUUUGGGAAAGAUAGGACAACAGGAGAGUUUGCCCAAGGACUUGAGGAAAUGAUCGAUGAUAAUUCAGUAGUUAGGGAUGUUCCUAAGGAUGCCAAUGUAGAGGCUCAACCAACCGAGGGAAUGGAUAAUGUUAGCUACUCUCAAAGUGUAACUCAGGGCAGGGAGGAGGUGAAUGUCACCCACAUACAUGUAAUCCAAAAAAAGAAAAGCUACCACUCUAAGCGAUUCAAUGGCUACAAGUCUUUCCCAAAUAUGUAA
This is a messenger RNA of Ilex paraguariensis (yerba mate), 336 nucleotides long. The record is from the annotation of a GenBank genome assembly. Lineage: Eukaryota; Viridiplantae; Streptophyta; Magnoliopsida; Aquifoliales; Aquifoliaceae.